UUUGCAGCUUAGCAGCUCAAGUGCACAUGUGCUAUGCAUAACUUCAGCCUUGGAUUUCACAUAACAAGGCACGUUAAUGUUUUACUCACCUUGCCUUUUGUAUUAGUUACGCUCAUAGACAUGUUGUACAUAUUUGACCCUUGAACCGUUUGGGUUAUUUAACAGCACUGAGCCGUGAGAGUCCUGCAGCAUGAUGGCUUCACUUUGACCAUAGCAGACAUAUGAACAUGCACUCCCCAGCAAAGGCGAGGGCAGCCGUGGCCCCCCCUGAUGCUGGACACGGCUGGUUUAUUCUGCUCUCCUGCUUCCUAGUAUUUGGCCUAACCUUUGGGGUCAUUAAGGCAUUUGGUGUAUUCUACGUUGAGAUACACCAAUACUUUGAUACCACGGCAACAGGAACAUCUUGGAUUACCUCCAUUGCCGUGGCAACCAUUCACGUUGUGGCUCCUGUAGCGUCUGCUCUGAGUGCUCGCUAUAGCCAUCGCUCCGUAGUGAUGAUGGGAGGACUGAUAUGCAGCGUAGCAGUCGUGUGUGGGGCUUUUGCUCGUAGCCUGAUUGAACUCUACCUAACGGUGGGGUUCCUGAAUGGUUUUGGCUAUGCAAUGACAUGGACCCCCACUGUGACCAUGCUGGGCUUAUACUUUGAGAAGAGGCGUCCGAUGGCAAACGCCUUGGCCAGCGCUGGAGAGUGCAUCCUUACCUUUGUCCUCACGCCACUGUUCCAGCUGUUGAUUGACAGCUACUCCUGGAGGGGGGCUUUGUUAAUCCUGGGGGGUCUGCAGUUUAACCUCUGCGUGUGCGGGAUGCUGUUGAGGCCACUAAAAGCCCCCAGAGACGUAACUCGUGAGGUCAACACAGCGGAGGAAGGCUUGACACUGGAAUUGCUACCAAAAGACAACUCGGCACAAAUCAAAACAAGCUCAUCCAAAGGGUCGGAUCACGUUUUUGAGGACGCUGAAGAGAUACCUAAUUCAAUCGAGACAGACAACAGGACCAGGAAGUCUGAUCUAAGGAUAAAGAUCCUUAAAUACGUCGAUUAUACUCUCAUCUCCAAUGCCCAAUUCAUGGUUUACUCAAUGUUUGGUUUUUUUGCCGCGUUGGGUUUCUUCGCCCCAGCUCUGUUUCUGGUCCCAUACGCUCGCAGUAAGGGCAUUGAGGAGUACCAGGCAGCCGUGCUCAUGUCCAUCUCUGCAGCGUUGGACCUAUUUGGAAGGUUGUUCUUUGGCUGGGUGGCAAACCUUAGACUGGUGGAGACGGCGCGGCAGCUGACGGCCACAGUGAUCCUGCUGGGGACGGUGUUACUCAUCUGCCCGGUGGCCUCCUCGUUCUCAGAGCUGGCGGUUUUCAGCGCAGUUUACGGCCUGGUUUACGGUGCCACGGUUGCAGUCCACAUCACCGUGCUGGCUGAGAUUGUGGGAGUCAACCGCUUUGGAAGUGCGCUUGGUUUCUUCAUGCUCAUACGCAGUAGCGGAGGCCUGCUUGGACCUCCUAUUGCUGGAUUCUUCAUAGACAAGAUGCAUGACUACGGAACGGGUUUCUUAAUGGCUGGAGUCUCUCUCAACGUCUCUGCCAUGUUCCUGCUCCUCCUCCUUCAUCUGAACCGUAGGGGUCAAGGGUCGACUUCCAAACACACUGAUAUGCAUUAACAGAAGAUGACACCAAAGCCAAAGAGCUAAAACCGAAGAGCCGGACGUGAGAUGAAUGACUGAAAAUCUGUUUCGGUUGCUAAUAGACGAAGCGUAAUUGAAGAGACCUGGAUUACAGACAAAGGAUAAAUCAAGUGAAGUCUUUUUACAAACCCCCUGCGGACUUACAAGAGGAUCAAACCCCUUGAUUUAUUUCAACCGUUACUGAUAUGAUUGGCUCUGCAGGUGCCUUCUCAGUCCUCGGGCAGCUUAAAGCUUUUGUUCAUGUGUUUUCACCUCUCUCAUUCUUAAAACAAGCGCACACUGGUGUGUAGCACUCAUGUUGCUCUUGUAGUUUCGGGAGAGUUUGAAUAUUUGCUAAACCCGUUGCUGGCCAUGCGUUUGACAAUAGAGCAUUUACAUUGUUUUAUCUGUUUAAUGGUUGUACUAAAUGUGGAAAUCAGGUAAUUGUAUGCUUUACAUUUUUAAGUUAUAUGUUGUUAAAAAGUCAAGGGGCAUAUUGUAUCUAAAAAGCAACUGCAACUUACCCUGGUGAUGUAUGUACAGUAUGUGAAGUGUUUACGUUGAACAUUGAACCCCAUCACUUUUUAAACUGAUGUGACACGACUAAAGACAGAAGCUGUGGUCCCAUGAACUUCUAUCUUCUAACCCUUCCAUCAAGAUCAAAAGUUUGACAGUUUGCAAGAGUUUGACAGUUUGACAGACAUAUUCUGUGUUACAGACACUGUCUUAAAGUCUGUUAAUGCAGUAGUUUCAUGUAAGUGUGGAUGCUGGAUCGCAGAGUAAAUGAGACUGUGGCUCCCUCCAGUGUGAAGCUACUGAUAUUGUAUUUUUAACCCUCUCGACAGCUGGACUGAAAAGUGCAAAUAAGUCCAAAUAUUACAUCACAGGGAGGUUUGUGGAAUGUACAGAUGUGCACCAAACAACCAAAUAUCAGUAACAACUGUAUUGUUUUACGAAUCAGUGCUCUAACUGAACACGCAGCGUUUUGCUGCUGUAAGUAAAAUACACUGAUCUGUACAAUUUUGGCCGUGUUGAAUUGCAUCAUUGAAAGGAAAAAAAAA
This is a messenger RNA of Gasterosteus aculeatus aculeatus (three-spined stickleback), 2710 nucleotides long. RefSeq names its product monocarboxylate transporter 2. Lineage: Eukaryota; Metazoa; Chordata; Actinopteri; Perciformes; Gasterosteidae. The record is from RefSeq and is a predicted model, not a curated record. Gene Ontology annotation, molecular function: monocarboxylic acid transmembrane transporter activity. Gene Ontology annotation, biological process: monocarboxylic acid transport; transmembrane transport.